AUGGGUUUCCCGGCUGCCCUUGUCUCGAGGCUCCUUUCCCGCUGCGACAGCGCGCUGCAGCUGAGCGCACGGCACACCUCUGCCCCUGUGCACAGGACCGGGGGCGGUGGAGGCGCGAUCUUCCGAGGGGAGGAGGGACGCGCCCACGCAUGUGCCAUUCCUCGCCCAGCGGUGUGCACAGGUCGCGCCCUGUUCAAGGGGGACCAGGAUUUGCAGCAGGCAUUGCACACCCGGAGAGCCGAGCGCCCCACGGGCCUUGCCCUAACCUCCGCUGGCCCGAGGACCAGGUCUAUCUGUGUCCGAGUGCACCAAGGUAUGUGUCGCCGCACCCCUGCUGCCCACACAGCAACCGUAUGGGCCGAGGAUUCUUUCAGCAAGGUCUGCGGUCGUUUUGCAGCCGGCCAGCAGCGGAGUCGGGAGUCUGGUACCGCUCUGCAGCCUUUGCGCCUCCACCCUGCCACCAGCGGCCGGCCGGGUGUGCAUGUGCAAUGUGUGGCCAAAUGGCAUGUGAUAUAG
This is a messenger RNA of Linderina pennispora, 516 nucleotides long. RefSeq lists its product as uncharacterized. The record is from RefSeq and is a predicted model, not a curated record. NCBI's taxonomy places the organism in Eukaryota, Fungi, Kickxellomycota, Kickxellomycetes, Kickxellales, Kickxellaceae. The transcript has a single exon. Bases 1 to 516 code for a protein of 171 amino acids.